Molecule: messenger RNA, 1390 nt
Organism: Aedes aegypti (yellow fever mosquito)
Lineage: Eukaryota; Metazoa; Arthropoda; Insecta; Diptera; Culicidae
Gene: Rpn10
Product: 26S proteasome non-ATPase regulatory subunit 4
Exons: 2
Coding region: 158-1300 (380 amino acids)
Biological process (GO): proteasome-mediated ubiquitin-dependent protein catabolic process
Cellular component (GO): proteasome regulatory particle, base subcomplex; nucleus; cytosol
Molecular function (GO): polyubiquitin modification-dependent protein binding
Source: RefSeq, a predicted model, not a curated record
AAACACGUAAACACGACUCGUCCAGGACGGAGCGUUGUCAUCUGUCAUUACAAAGCAUUUUGCGAGUGGAACAAAAUCUACAAAAUCAGCUUAAUUUACGGAAAAACUCCCGUCUAACGUUGUUUUCUACUGCUCGUUUAUUUCUAAGCUCGUGAAAAUGGUCCUAGAAAGUACAAUGAUGUGCUUUGAUAACAGCGAUUAUCAACGGAAUGGCGAUUAUUUCCCAACCCGUCUGAACGCACAAAAGGAUGGCGUAAAUUUGGUUUGUUUGUCGAAGGUUCGUUCGAAUCCGGAAAACAACGUCGGAUUGAUGACGCUUUCGAAUACGACCGAAGUGCUGGCCACGUUGACCAGCGAUGUUGGCCGGAUCCUGUCCAAGCUGCACCUGGUCAAUCCGGCUGGGAAUAUCAAUCUACUGACCGGAUUGAGGAUUGCACAUCUGGUAUUGAAGCAUCGUCAAGGUAAGAACCACAAAAUGCGGAUUGUUGUCUUCGUUGGAUCACCGGUCAAUCACGAUGAAGCCGAUUUGGUGAAACUUGCCAAAAAGCUGAAGAAAGAGAAGGUCAACGUGGACAUCGUGAGCUUCGGAGAUCACCAAAAGAACAAUGAUAUUUUCAAUUCUUUCAUCAACGUUCUGAAUGGAAAGGAUGGCACCGGAUCGCACCUGGUGUGUGUUCCGCGAGGCUCUGCCCUGUCGGAGGCACUUAUUUCAUCUCCCAUUAUCCAAGGUGAAGAUGGUACAGGAGGAGCUGGUCUCGGUGGUGCCGGUUUCGAGUUUGGUGUCGAUCCUAAUGAAGAUCCCGAGCUGGCUCUUGCUUUGCGAGUGUCCAUGGAAGAGCAGCGCCAACGUCAGGAAGAAGAGCAACGACGUGCUCAAGGUAGUUCCGAAGGGGGCGCUCAGGAAGGAACAUCCUCCUCCGGAGGAACUGCAUCGGCUAGCCAACCGAAUUCGGAGGAAGCUUUGCUGGAGAGGGCACUAGCUCUGUCAACUGACGACGCAAUGCCCGAUUUUGCAAACAUGACCGAAGAGGAACAGAUUGCUUUUGCCAUGCAGAUGUCGAUGCAGGAUGCUCAGCAAGAGGCUCCCAUUUCUCAACCAGCUAAGCGUCAAAAGAAAGAUGAAACACCGAUGGAAGUCGACGAGGACAUUAACGAAGUGAUCACCGAUCCGGAAUUCCUGCAGAGUGUGCUUGAGAACUUGCCAGGCGUUGAUCCGCAUUCGGAAGCCAUUCGUGACGCUGUUGGAUCAUUGAAUAAGGACAAGAAGCAAUCCGAUAAGGAAGGCGAGGAUAAGAAAUAAAUCUCUCGCUAUAAUUCUAAAUCAUUUAUAUAUUUGCUUAAGCCUCAAUUGAUAACAUUUUCAACUGAAUAAAUACAUGAUGUAUCGAUA